AUGAAAAUAUUCAUCGCAUUGUCUCUCUUGUAUUUGACAUUGGCCAAGUAUAAAUGGUCAUCAUAUCUAGCUAAGGAAUAUUGUCAGCCUUUGGUGAUCAAGUACAUCCAUUCUAAUAAGUGAUUGUUGCAUUAUCAGAAGUGGCAUCUAAAGACUUUAAUUUCCAAUAAUUGUUUGUUGCUUUAGAUGAAUUGGCUGAAUCAUUUAAAGCUAGAAAGAAUGAAGAAAAUGCAUUUUACGAACAAGAAUAUUAAUAAUAUUAAGCAGAUGUACAAUACUACUAAAAUUAAAUUACAGACUUUAAGAACAAGGUAUUGAUAUGAAUUUUAAUGUUCCUCAGAUAGCUUAAUUAGAAGUUGAUGUCAAGGAUUUGAGUGAUGAAAGAGCAAGAUUGUAAUAAUUGUUGACUGAAGCCAAAUAAGAUCUUUAUGAUGCUACUAAAUUGUUUAACGCAAAAGAAGCAUAAAUCAACUCAGACAAGUCUAUAUUCACUAGAUAGUUCAAUGAAUAUGCAGAUACAAUUGCAGUUUUAGAUUAGGCUAUUGCAUUAUUAAAUGAAGUCAAAGAUGAAACAUCCUUGUUACAAAAAUCAGAGAACAUCAAAGAGAUUUCAUCAAAGAUGCACACUCAGUAUUAAUUCUCUCCUAAUAAUAGUCUCAAAUAACUCUCUUCCAAGAGAGUCUUUUAUCAACCAUUGGUUAAGGCACUCACUUAAAUUGCAUAAAAUAACUAUGUUGAUUAAGAGAAUCUCAACAAAGUUAUCAAUUAUAUGAAUUAAUUAAGACAAUCUUUAAUUGAUGGAUAAACUUCCUUAUAAAAUCAGUUUGAUGCUCAAUCCAAAUUAUAAUAGGAUAUUUUAUCUGAAAUCUAAGCAAAAAUUACUGGAAUCAGAGAUGUCCUCAUACCUUUAUUGCAAACAGAAAUCGAAACCAAAGAUGGCGAAAUUAAAGCACUUAAUGCAAUUCUGAAUGACGCAAGAAUUAAUUUGGCUGAAGCUGAAGACAACCUCACUUCCACUUAAAAUAGAUGGAUUGAAAGGUAUUUAAUUGAUUAUUAAACUUUAGAACUGCUUCACAUAACUCUUUAAUACAAUAAUACGAUAAUGAAUUAUUAGCCAUUAAGGAUGCUGAAAAUGCCUUAAAAAAAGGAGGUAUAUUUAGAUAAUGAAAAACAGAAUUAUUGCCUACAUACACA
Paramecium octaurelia is the source of this 1194-nucleotide messenger RNA. NCBI's taxonomy places the organism in Eukaryota, Ciliophora, Oligohymenophorea, Peniculida, Parameciidae. The record is from the annotation of a GenBank genome assembly.